Messenger RNA from Coffea arabica (coffee), 927 nucleotides. NCBI's taxonomy places the organism in Eukaryota, Viridiplantae, Streptophyta, Magnoliopsida, Gentianales, Rubiaceae. The record is from RefSeq and is a predicted model, not a curated record.
AUGGCAAAAGCUUAUGAUAGGGUGGAGUGGCAUUUUUUGCAGGCAAUGAUGGAAAAAAUGGGUUUCUGCUAUAUAUGGAUCAACUGGAUCAAUAGUUGCCUGAAAACAGUAAACUAUUCCUUCAACUGCAAUGGAGAAAUUAAAGGUUUUGUGGCAUCAGGAAGGGGAAUACGACAGGGAGAUCUAUUGUCUCCUUAUCUAUUCUUAAUAUAUUCCGAGGGAUUCUCCAAUUUGCUAAGGAAAGCUGAAGAAAGUAGGAGAAUCACAGGAUUGAAAAUUAGUAGGCAAGGACCACUCCUCACCCAUCUCUUCUUCGCAGAUGAUUUCCUCAUCUUUUGUAAAGCUAACAAGCAAGAGGCUGUUGAAAUCAUGAAAGUUCUAAAAGUCUAUGAAAUAACUUCAGGGCAGUUGAUCAACCUUGACAAUUUUGCAUUAUUCUUUAGUAAAAACAUGGACUAUGAGCAAAGAGGAGAGGUAUGGAGGAUCCUAACCAAGCCAAACCUUCUUGUCAGCAAGGUGUUGAAGGCUAAAUAUUUCCCUCAGGAAUCCAUCCUACAAUGCACUCCCCCUAAGAAUGCAUCAUGGAUUUGGCAAGGAUUAAUGGGACCAAGAAGUUUACUAGAUGAAGCCUUCAUCGGGAGAAUUGAAAAUGGUAGAAGUACAAAAAUCUGGGAUCAUAAAUGGCUACCAGAGACACUAACGGGGAAAUCAACUACUUGCAGAACCAGUAGCUGUGAGCUGAAAAUGGUUGAUGAGCUUAUAUGUCAGAAGAGAUGGAACGGGAAUAUCACCUUCAACAACUUUAACAGAAAUGAUGCCGAGAGGAUUCUCAGCAUCCCUUUAAGCCUCUUAGGAGGGAAGACAGCUAUUAUUGGCAACCAAAGGCUGGAGGGGAGUAUACAGUUAACUCAGACUACAAAAUUCUGA